Molecule: messenger RNA, 1848 nt
Organism: Insectozyma verbasci
Lineage: Eukaryota; Fungi; Ascomycota; Pichiomycetes; Serinales; Debaryomycetaceae
Source: the annotation of a GenBank genome assembly
AUGUCUUCAGACAACUUAUUUGAAGAUAUAGAACAAGAUAAUAACCCAUCAUUUUAUGGCAAUCCAUCAAUUAUAAAUGAUCCUUAUAGUAAUAAAUCAGCAGCAACCAAAACAACUUCGGAAAAUAACUCAAUUACAACUGAUCCAAGUACGAAUUGUAACAAUUUAAAUAAACCAGAUCAAACAAAUCAACAACAAUCAAAUAUAGUCAAUAGUACAAUUGGAUUAUCAAAGAAAAUAUUGGAGUUACUUAAUGAGCCAGAACUAAGUAUUGAUAUUAUUAAUUCUGAAAAAUUGGUGAAUUCAUCUAUUAUAGUUUAUACCAUUCAAUUAUCGUCAGUCAGUUUAAAUUCUAAAAUAGUAGUUAAAAGAAGAUAUAGUGAAUUUAAAUCAUUAAGAGAUAAUUUAUUAAAAUUAUUUCCGACUUUAAUUAUACCUCCCAUUCCUGAGAAACAUACAAUAUUAAAUUAUUUAUUAAAUUCAAUAAACAACUCCAAUGAAUAUAAUAUAAUAGAAAUGAGAAAAAGAUAUUUUAAGUUAUUUUUAAAUGAUUUAAUAUUUGAUUCUAGUGAAUCAGUAAAAAAUUGUCAACUUUUACAUAAAUUUUUUGAUCCAAAUUAUGAAUUAUGUUGGUAUAAUGCAUUAAAUGAACCACCAGUGAAUUUAAUUCCAAAUAAUUUGUUAUUAGCUAAUCCAAUUAAUCCAACUGAUCAAAAUGGAUUAUAUUCAUUAUUACCAAUUGUUAAUGGAUUUGAUUUUAAUUCACAUAUUGAUAAUUUAAAUAAUUUAAAAAAGAUAAAUAAUGAAUUAUAUAAAUUAAAUGAUCAGAUUAAAUUAUAUGAGUUGAAAGGAUUUGAACAAGAUUUAAAUUUUACAAUACCUGAGGAUUUAAUUAAUUUUGAGAUUAAGUUUCAUCAAAUUAUUAAGAUUUUAACUGAUUUAAAUAAGUUGGAUUUGAAAAUAACUAAAAAUUUCAAACAUUUAAUUAAUAAUUUAAUUGAGUUAGGUGGUAAUUUAAAUAACUUUUCAUUACAAAUUUAUCAACAAAAUUCAAAUACUAAUAAAGAAAAUAAUCAAUUAUCUGAAUCGAUUGAAAAAUUUGGUUCAACAAUGGAUCAAAAUUUCUUAAACUUUGAAAAUUUUGUAUUAAAUCAAUUGAUUCCACAAUGGCAAGAACCAAUAAAUCAAAUGAUACAAUAUCAUUAUACUUCAUUAAACUUGAUAAAGUUCUACAAGUAUAAAAUUAUACAAUUUAAGAUAUUAUAUAAAUUAAAGUUUAACAAGUUUCAACAAUUGAUUAACUUGAGUAAUAUUGGAGGUGCUACAACUACAAAGAUAAAACAUAACGAUGAAGAAGAACAAGAGGAAGAAGAAGAAGAAGUAGUAGUCAAUAAUCUAGACCAUUUAAAAGAUUUAAACAGUCCAACAUUAAACAAUGCAUUAAAGAACUUAUCAAUUAAGAAAAUAUCCAAGAAAUCGUCAUGGUAUGGAUUAUUUGGUGGUAAUAAUAAUACUAAAAAGUUUAAUUUUCAAUUACCAGUGACUGAAGAUAUGGAAAGUUCAUCUUCACAACAACCUCAUGCAUCUAUUAAAUUUAAAUUAGCACAUAUUGAAAAAGAAUUGAAUAAAUUGAAUCAAUUAAUUGAGUUAUGUAGUAAUGAUAUGGAACAAUUAACAAAAGCAUUAAUGAAUACUUUUAAAGAAUUUCUUGAGAAGUUAGAGAAAAAAUGGUUAUUAUUAAUGUUGAAUUAUAUAAAGAAUUGUAAGUUGUUGUUCAGUGAAAAUUUGAAUAAUUGGAAUCAAUUUAAAGAGUUUUUAGUGACUGGUUCAUUUGAAGAAGUAAAUUGA